UCUUCCUCCAUUCCCUUCUACCAUUCCUCUGCAUGAUCAUCAUCAUCACCACCAUCAUCAUCAUUCAACAACAACAUUCACUUCUUCAUCAAUGGGAACUCCUGUGAACAUCAUCCUCGGCUCACAUGUCUGGGUCGAAGAUCCUGAGCUUGCUUGGAUCGAUGGAGAGGUCACCCAGAUCAAAGCCGGUGACGCCACCAUCAUCACCACCAAUGGGAAGACUAUUGUGGCGAGCCUGUCGAGUAUUUACCCAAAGGACACGGAAGCUCCUCCGGCUGGUGUUGAUGACAUGACUAAACUGGCUUAUCUUCAUGAACCCGGAGUUCUUCAAAAUCUUGCUUCUCGUUUCGCUUUGAAUGAGAUAUAUACAUACACAGGGAAUAUUUUGAUAGCAGUGAAUCCGUUUAGAAGGUUGCCUCAUCUUUAUGAUGUUCACAUGAUGGAGCAAUACAAGGGUGCACCUUUUGGUGAGCUAAGCCCGCAUCUUUUUGCGGUUGCAGAUGCAUGCUAUAGGGCAAUGAUAAAUGAGCAUGGAAGCCAGUCGAUCUUGGUUAGCGGUGAGAGUGGAGCUGGUAAAACGGAGACAACAAAAAUGCUUAUGAGGUAUUUAGCUUUCAUGGGAGGGCGAUCGGGAACAGAGGGAAGGACAGUGGAGCAACAGGUUUUGGAGUCCAAUCCAGUAUUAGAAGCUUUCGGAAAUGCAAAAACAGUGAAGAAUAACAACUCUAGUCGUUUCGGUAAAUUCGUAGAAAUUCAGUUCGAUAAGUCUGGGAAAAUAUCUGGAGCUGCAGUUAGGACAUACCUUCUGGAGCGGUCGCGUGUUUGUCAGGUGUCUGAUCCAGAGCGGAAUUAUCAUUGCUUCUACAUGCUCUGCUCAGCUCCACAUGAGGAUAUCAAGAAGUUUAAAGUGGCAGAUCCAAGAACAUUUCACUAUCUUAACCAAACAAACUGUUAUGAAGUAUCAAAUGUAGAUGAUGCAAGGGAGUACCUGGAGACCAGAAAUGCCAUGGAUAUUGUUGGCAUCAAUCAGGAAGAGCAGGACUCAAUCUUCCAAGUGGUGGCUGCAAUCCUUCAUCUUGGAAAUGUUGAAUUCGCUAAAGGGAAGGAAACUGAUUCAUCCAAGUUGAAGGAUGCUAAGGCAGAGUUCCAUCUUCAAACAGUUGCAGAACUGCUAAUGUGUGAUGUGAAGGCCCUUGAAGACUCUUUGUGCAAGCGUGUGAUAGUUACACCCGAUGGCAAGAUCACAAAGCCUCUUGAUCCAGAAUCAGCUGCACUUAGUCGUGAUGCUUUAGCAAAAACUGUAUAUUCAAGAUUAUUUGAUUGGAUUGUAGACAAAAUCAAUAGCUCAAUAGGUCAGGAUCCGAAUGCGAAAAGUAUAAUUGGUGUACUUGAUAUAUAUGGGUUUGAAAGCUUCAAGAUCAAUAGUUUUGAACAAUUAUGUAUUAAUUUAACAAAUGAGAAACUGCAACAACAUUUCAAUCAGCAUGUGUUUAAGAUGGAGCAAGAAGAGUACACCAGGGAAGAGAUUGACUGGAGUUAUGUCGAAUUUGUUGAUAACCAAGAUGUUUUGGAUCUCAUUGAAAAGAAACCUGGAGGGAUUAUUGCACUUCUGGAUGAAGCAUGCAUGUUCCCAAAGUCUACACAUGAAACUUUUGCACAGAAAAUGUAUCAAACAUAUAAAGCACAUAAGCGGUUCAGCAAACCUAAACUUGCACAGACUGCCUUCACCAUCAACCACUACGCUGGUGAUGUUACCUACCAAGCCGAUUAUUUUCUUGAUAAGAAUAAAGAUUAUGUUGUUGCAGAACAUCAAGCUUUACUGAACUCCUCAACAUGUUAUUUUAUCGCCAAUCUCUUCCCUCCAUUACCGGAAGAAUCAUCAAAGCAAUCCAAGUUCUCCUCAAUUGGCACUCGUUUUAAGCAACAACUACAAUCGCUCAUGGAAACACUGAACACAACAGAACCACAUUAUAUCAGAUGUGUGAAGCCGAACACAGUUCUACAGCCUGGCAUUUUUGAAAACUUUAAUGUCUUAAACCAAUUGAGAUGUGGAGGUGUGCUAGAGGCAAUUAGGAUCAGUUGUGCUGGUUAUCCUACAAAGAGGACAUUUGAUGAGUUCAUAGAUCGGUUUGGGAUGCUUGCUCCAGAUCUCACAGACAGCUCUGAUGAGAAGUCAGUCUGUGCAGCCAUUUGUGACCGAAUGGGUUUGAAGGGUUAUCAGAUAGGUAAAACUAAGGUUUUCCUCAGAGCGGGUCAAAUGGCCGAGCUAGAUGCUCGCAGAAUUGAGGUCUUGGCAAGUGCUGCAAGGCUCAUCCAGAGACAGAUCCGAACACACCUCACAAGGAAGGAGUUCAUAAUUCUACGGAAAGGCACAAUUCAAAUGCAAAAGCACUGGAGAGCACGAUUAGCGCGAAAGCUCUACCAGCAAAUGAGGAGAGAAGAUGCUUCAAUCAGAAUACAGAAGUAUGCACGAGCUCAUGCAGCCAGAAAAAGUUAUACAACAUUGAGAGCAUCGGCAAUUGUUAUACAAACAGGUCUACGAGCAAUGGCAGCCCGAAAUGAGUACCGACGCAGAAGAAGAACCAAAGCAUCUAUAAUGAUCCAGACUCAAUGGCGUCUACAUAAAGCACGCUCAGGUUAUAAAAACCAAAAGAAAGCUACUCUAAUACUUCAGUGUCUCUGGAGAGGGCGUAUAGGAAGAAAGGAACUUCGAAAGCUCAGAAUGGCUGCAAGAGAGACAGGGGCACUGAAGGAGGCCAAGGAUAAACUAGAAAAGCGUGUUGAGGAACUGACAUGGAGAUUAGAUUUUGAAAAACACUUGAGGAUUGAUCUCGAAGAAGCUAAAGGUCAAGAAAUUGCUAAGCUACAAGGAUCUUUACAAGAAAUGCAAGAGAAACUAGAUGAAGCAGAAUUAGCAAUUAUCAAGGAAAGGGAAGCUGCAAAACUAGCAAUCGAACAGGCACCACCAGUGAUUAAAGAGGUGCCUGUGGUGGACAACACUCAAUUGGAAUUGUUGACAAAUCGGAACAAGGAAUUAGAGGAUGAAUUAAGUGAAUUCAAGAACAAAGCUGAAGAAUUUGAGAAGAGAUACCUUGAGGUGCAAAACCAAACUGAAGAAUUGAUUAAAGAGACAGAAGAAUCAAAAUCAAAGCUUAAUCAACUUCAAGAUAUGAUUGAAAGGCUUGAAACAAAUAUGUCUAGUUUGGAAUCCGAGAAUCAGGUUUUGCGGCAACAAGCCUUGGUUGAAUCAACAAAUGAAGACAUGUCAGAAGAAAUUAAAAGCAUGGAGAGAAAGAUUGCUGCAUUAGAAGCAGAGAAUCAAUUGCUCCGUAAUCAGCCUGUCGUAGUUACUCAAACAGUAGUUGCCCCUCCACUUCCUGCUACAGAACCAAGUCAACCAAUAAAACCACCACAGCUUCUCGAGGCUCAAAGUUACGAGAAUGGACAUCAAGUAGGAGAAGAAUCCAAAACCAAACCAAAGGAGGUACCAAUUGUGUCUCUCGCACCUGUUCUAAGCAAACAGAAGUCCCUAACUGACCGACAACAAGAAAAUCAUGAUGUACUAAUCAAGUGUCUCAUGGAAGAUAAACGAUUUGACAAGAAGAGAUCUGCUGCGGCAUGUAUAGUUUACAAGUCACUGCUUCAAUGGCAUUCAUUUGAAGCAGAAAAGACAAAUAUAUUUGACCGCAUUAUUCACACUAUCAGGUCAUCAGUUGAGAACCAAGAGAACAUCGGUGAACUUGCUUACUGGCUCUCGACAACAUCUGCGCUUCUAUUUCUUUUGCAAAAUACUCUAAAAGCAAGCAAUUCAUCAUCCACAGGCUCAAAUCGUAGCCGGACAGCUGCUGCGACCCUAUUCAGCAGAAUGGCAAGAAGUGCCCAUUCAGCUUCAGCAGGAGUGGGGAUUUCCAGUGGAUACAGUGGAUUGUUGGGCAAACCCAGUGCACAAUCCAGAGUAGAAGCAAAGUACCCAGCCCUACUAUUUAAGCAACAGCUAACUGCAUAUGUUGAGAAAAUUUAUGGAAUGAUCCGAGACAGGCUAAAGAAAGAGAUCAGACCAUUCCUAACAUUGUGCAUACAGGCACAGAAAUCUGCAAGAUCUCGAUCUCUCCGAGGGUCAUCUAAGAACAUUCAUUCAAACUUAGUUGCAAAGCAAGCAUCUAGUGUACAUUGGCAAAGCAUUGUGAAGAGCUUAGACAGUACUUUGGCAAUAAUGUGUGACAAUUAUGUCCCCGCUAUGAUCACAAGGAAAAUGUUCAGUCAAGUCUUUGCAUUCAUAAAUGUGCAAUUAUUUAAUAGUUUGCUGCUCAGGCGUGAAUGCUGCUCUUUUAGCAAUGGAGAAUUCGUUAAGGCUGGUUUGCAAGAGUUGGAGCAGUGGUGCUCCCAAAAAACAGAUGAGUUCACUGGAACCUCAUGGGAUGAACUUCAGCAUAUACGACAAGCAGUAGGGUUUCUGACUUUGCAUCAGAAGACACACAAGACUAUGGAAGAGAUAACAAAUGAACUUUGCCCGGUACUGAGUGUUGCGCAGAUUUAUCGUAUUGGAACCAUGUUCUGGGAUGACAAAUACGGAACACAAGGCUUAUCUAAGGAUGUGAUUGCAAAAAUGAGAACUAUGAUGACAGAUGAUUCAACCAACAACAACACUUUCUUGCUAGAUGAUGAUUCAAGCAUACCAUUCUCAUUGGAUGACAUUUCACGUUCUGUGCUCGACAUCAAUCUUUCUGACGUGGAGCCACCUCCAUUGCUCAGACAGAACUCUGAAUUUCAUUUCUUACUGCAGCAGCGCACAGAUUGAGGAAUUACGAAAAAGAAAUCAUUUUUUUCCUCUGAUUUUUUUUUUUUUUCAAAAGAUGAAAAGGGAAAGGUCUUGUAUUUUUUGGUGUAAUUUUGUGUUCAAAAUGUGUUUUUUUUUUUUCGAUUUUUCAUUACGUAACCGCACUGAUUGAUUUUUGUUCGUUUGGUUCAAAGUGUGACUAGUGAGAUUGGGUGUGAGAGGGAAUUAGUUGUGUAAAAAACCAAAUAAAUAAAUAAAUAAAUCAAA
This is a messenger RNA of Dioscorea cayenensis subsp. rotundata (Guinea yam), 5044 nucleotides long. RefSeq names its product myosin-12. NCBI's taxonomy places the organism in Eukaryota, Viridiplantae, Streptophyta, Magnoliopsida, Dioscoreales, Dioscoreaceae. Gene Ontology annotation, cellular component: myosin complex; actin cytoskeleton; vesicle. The record is from RefSeq and is a predicted model, not a curated record. Gene Ontology annotation, biological process: actin filament organization; vesicle transport along actin filament. Gene Ontology annotation, molecular function: microfilament motor activity; actin filament binding; ATP binding. Bases 92 to 4798 code for a protein of 1568 amino acids. The transcript is spliced from 40 exons.